AUGGCCAUCUACUCGGAGAUUCAGCAGCGUGUCCAGGCUGAGAUUGAUGCCGUGGUUGGUCGCAAUCGGCUUCCCAGAUUGGCUGAUAAACUAGGUCUGAAUCUCACCCGAGCCGUGAUCUGGGAGGUCCAAAGGAUGACCAGUAUCGUCCCCUUGGGCUUGCCACACGUCGCCGCUUCCGAUACUCAGCUGCAGGGUUUCCUGAUCCCAAGAGACACCAUUCUGGUUUCCAACAUGUGGAGGAUUUUCCGAGACCUGAAACUUUGGCCCGAACCGGAGAUGUUCAAGCCAGAACGAUUUCUGAACGACGAGGGCAAGGCGUUCAAACCAGGAGAGUUCAUACCUUUUGGCGUCGGAUUUGUAGCAGUCAUCAGCACUGGAUUUGAAGACUUGGGCUUUUGUGGGCGUGGCAGGGACCGUACUUCUCUAUCAGGUGGUUUGUCAUGA
This is a messenger RNA of Acanthaster planci (crown-of-thorns starfish), 447 nucleotides long. RefSeq names its product cytochrome P450 2U1-like. The record is from RefSeq and is a predicted model, not a curated record. Lineage: Eukaryota; Metazoa; Echinodermata; Asteroidea; Valvatida; Acanthasteridae. Gene Ontology annotation, molecular function: iron ion binding; heme binding; monooxygenase activity.